Messenger RNA from Linnemannia hyalina, 3264 nucleotides. NCBI's taxonomy places the organism in Eukaryota, Fungi, Mortierellomycota, Mortierellomycetes, Mortierellales, Mortierellaceae. The record is from the annotation of a GenBank genome assembly.
AUGCUUCCUAAUCCCGUCUAUCAACCGCCCGUCUCAAACAUCGCCUACCAUGUCUACAACCCCGAGGACGAUCUCGAGCGGGUCCAGGCUGUCUCCCAGCGGGCUUUCCAGCGCAUCAUGGACUCCUACACCGAGAACGAGCGCCUCGCCGAUCUCUUCCAGGUCGAAGACGACAAGCAGCAGGAACUGGUCCGUGAGCGAAAGGAACGGGAAAAGCUGCUGAAGCAACAACAAAAGAAGCAAUCAUCCAAGCGUCAGGGCCAAGGGUACCCAAGCAGGAGCCAGGACCGCAUCAUUCCCCUCCCAGCGAUCCCCUUUGAACGCCAAACCUUCCGCCGCUUCCACCAGAAUACAACCACCCCUCUCCUCUCUCACCCCAACAACAACAACCUUCAACAAGAAACCCAGACUGCUGCCACAACUACACCUUCAACAAUAGCGACUGCAGCAUCUAUUGCCGAGAAGGCAGAGGUGCUUCGGGAUCAGUCCGCUGGCAGCUUGAAGCGAGCACGGAGGCUGUCGGAUAUCAGCUCCAGCGACAUAAGUGGCCUUGGUGACGAUGACUCUAGGUCCUUACCACCUUCGACAUCGUCUCCAGCCAAGAACUCAACAGCAUCUCGACCCGCCGGACUUGGCAUUCACCUUGCUGAUUCCAACGACCGAUCCAUCACGAGCUCGCCAGCACUGCCCCCAACACCACCUCGCGAUUCGCCAUCUCAUGCGACAUCACAACCAGGAAAGGAUGGGACUGAUCGUUCGUCGAAUCAGGUCCACUCCACGGCACCAUCCAGUCUGGCGGCCUCAACAACCUCGUCGUUUUCCUUUGCAGUGCCGAGCCUCCCGCAGCAGCAACAGCGGCCUUUGCCUUCAGGGACCAUUCGGCGGAAACGGAAGCAGGCGAUCCCUGUCCACCCAUCAGUUGUGGAGCGUAUUCCUGGUAUCACGAUCAGGAUCCAGCGGGAGAGGCAGGGCGAUCAGCUGGAGGUCGAGAUUCUCAAAACCUUGGACGAUUAUAAGGAACCCCAGUCAGGCAACGAGGAGUCUCUGAGCCCAGCGCAGAAACUGCAGGCGAAACAGGACAUCCGCAAGGUUCGGGAGUCUAUAGAUUCAGGCCGUCCAGGAUAUGCUUACUUAUCGCCGGCAGGAGUCCCUGGCCACGCCCAACAACAACUUUCGACAGCGUCAGCGACGGCAACAACGGAUCACGCCAACCGCAGCCUGGAAUGGUCAAAAUCACUCCCUGGCUCGGUCUCCUCCCUCACCUGGACAUCCUCCAACACCAACUCGACCGAAAACCUCGCGGCGAUGCAGGGCCUGUUCGAUGCCAGAUCGAUGCCGCUGUCGUGGGAGAACUUUGCCACCCGAGAGUGCGUUGUUAACAAGCUUGUCGGCAAGCCCGAUGAGGACUUGAAUACACUGGAGGGGGUGGUUCAGGAUGCUAUUGCGCGACAGCAGUAUGCUCUGCAACUCCAACACGAGCAGGAGGAGCAGGAACGGCUUCGUGCUCAGAGUCUCACCCCAGUCGACUCGCAUCGAGGUCUCUCUGUUGGGUUCACAGGAUCCGACAAUGGCGUUAUUGGUGGCGGUACCACCACCCACCCUAAUUCAUCAAGUCGAGCUUCGAGAUCUGUUGCCGCGCCGAGUAUGCGGACUCGGUCAGCUCCAGCACGUGCUACCAGGAGCAAGGCCCAGGUGUCAUCCCGAGGAGGCAAAUUGGUGGCGCAUGAAGACAUUGAAAACCACCUAAAGGAGAAGCGCAGGCGGCAGCGUGAGCAGCAACACCGACGACAGAGCAGCAGGACAACUUCAAAGGAUGGAGAGGAGGAUGAGGAUGACGACGAAGACGAUGAUAAGAGGGAUACUUCACGCAGGACGACGCAUGAUGGCGAUGACACGGAUGACGGAGAGUCUGAGGAUCACUCGUUGCCAAAGGGCGCCAAACGAAAAUUCACCAAAAGAAAUGCUUCUCGGCGCAACAACAAGCAGGGCGACGACGCCCUAACGUCAGAAUCAUCGAGCGAUGACGACAACGACGACGACGAGAGAGACGGAAAGGGCGGCAAGAAGCGGUACAACUCCUCGCGCCAUAGGGGUGCGGAUGACAACCUGGCGAGUAUAUCCAGGGAUCAUCAGAGGAAGACGUUCAAGCAGGCGCCUCGUCCGGACCGAAAGGGAAGUGAGCCUAUUCGCCGGAACAAGAAGUUUUGGAGCCGUGGCAGGAACUCGAGAAAGGAGGACGAGGUUGACGACACGGGAACGGGCGAGAGCGGCAGCGAGGACGAUGAGGACCACAACGAUGAUUACGAGGGUGUCCCGAGCACGAAGAAGGCGUCAGGAUCUACGCAGACGCGCAUUCCGGACAGCUGGUUGCGCAAGGAAGCGCGGACGAAACGGCCGUCGGACUCGGCGCAACCUAUAACAACAUGGAAACCUACCAGAGCGUUCAGGAGGUUGUCUACUGAAUCUGACAGAUCGAACGAGGACUCGGAUGAUGACGGUUCCGAUGCAAAUGGUACAGGCGGCAACCCUGGGGAACCCAAAAACCAGAGGUUUGCCAAGACUCUCACCUCGGCAGAAAAGGCCAAGUUUUUCAACUCUGCUGUGGGCCUGAUUCACCGCAAAAAUCUGGAGAUGCUGGAGUCGAGACGGAAGGGCAGCAGUCGGGUUGGUUUGCUUCGGGAGGUACGGUCGAAGGAGGCUGCGCUGAAGAAGGAGAAGGAAGAGGAGAAGGAGAAGGAGAUAGAACUGGAGAAGGAGAAAGUGAUGCAGGAGUCCAGAGUCAAGCUGGAGGGUCGAUUGGUAGAAGAGUCCAAGGCGCAGAAGGUCGAAUCGACCAACUUGCCCCGAUCAUCCAAAUCUCUUCCUGGUCGAGUCUUGCGACGUGCGGCGGCAGGCGGAAGUGGAUCGGGCUCGACAGGUGGCGAGGAUCCAGAUUGCACCUCAUGUCGGUUGGAAUUGUCGGCGGCCGAGAAGGAUGCGUGGAAGCUGGCGCAGGAGAAGGGAGAGAUCCGACUGCCCAAGACCUGGGGUACUCAUGCGAUCCUGUGUGUGGCCUGCAGAAACCAGUAUCUGGGCCAUCAUUCGCGAUGCACAGCGUGCUUCUACGUUCCUGUAGAGGAGGAGAUGGAGACCUCUGGCAAACGGUGCAGUCGAUGCAAGGCUGGGACUUGGCUCACGGAGAUUGCGCAACGACCCCCUGGUGCCUCUACCACCAACGACGACAAGAACCGGCGACGCAGACAGACAUCCGACAUGUCGUUGUAG